Molecule: messenger RNA, 1719 nt
Organism: Podospora anserina S mat+
Lineage: Eukaryota; Fungi; Ascomycota; Sordariomycetes; Sordariales; Podosporaceae
Exons: 3
Coding region: 1-1719 (572 amino acids)
Source: RefSeq, a predicted model, not a curated record
AUGAAGGUGGUGUACCCGUUCUGGAUCGUUUCGUCAUUAUGCCAAGUGGCCCAAGUCGGCUUGAGCAUUUGGGGAUUCAACGACAUUGCUGGCAGAAUAACAAAAACAGAAUACUUUGAGCUAGCGGUAUCCCUUGUUCUCUUCCUCGCCGAGGCGCUUCAGAAUAUCUCCGAUAUCCUCCUCUUUAUAGCCUUCGUCGAGAUUGGCAGCGGCUUUGUGUUGUGUUUGAACGGAGCGAAAAAGUCACCUAUUCGAAGACGCCUAAGAUUCGCUGCCUUUGCAUUGGGCAUUAUCUUGCUGGCUCUUGCUCUUACGCAUUUUGGGGUUCGUCUCCAAGCUGAUAUCGCUCACAGAUCACAGCUACAGAAGUUGAAUGAUCUCCAUGUUACAGAUGGAUUGUUCGAUCCGGCCAGCGAAGCAGCGCGUUUAUACUUCGCCCUUCAGGCAGGAGCACAGGAUGCUCAUUUCGACUCUCUUAUCAAAUCAAGCCAUCUACAUAAUGCCUUUAACAUUUGCUUGUGGAUCACCAGUCUUCCAAUCCUUGGGUUUGCCUCCUAUGUGCUCCACCAUACAAAGGAAAAUAUCAUGCUGAAAAAGGUCGCCGCCUUGUAUUUGACAUCAACAAUUCUUACAUUCUGUCGCCUUCUUGUCACAAUGGGCAUUAACCUCAGCGAGUAUGAAAACCAUAGCCUCAUCUGGUCUGGAAACAUUAAAGGACAUACGGGUAUCCGCACAGAUAUCUUACCCUUAGUUGAGGCCUUCUUCAACUACACUCUCAUGUUCAUCGUUCUCACGCUCUUGUUCGUCGUGGCCAUCCGAAAGCGAAGAGGUCUCUGGUCCAAUUCCCAAAUGACUUGGGAUGCAUCAAACAAGUUGUCCAACGUUGCAACUGGUUCCUCCCCUACCUCUGAGACUCCAGGGUACUCGGAUGAUGGCCUGCAGGAGCACGGGUUCUGUCUCGAAUCUCAGCAAACAGAAACAUCUUCUCAUCCGACAGAUCCUCAACCAUCCAGCCAACCACUUCUGUCUUCAGCACCACCUGCGUUGCCUCGACAACCCCCCCCUGCAGCGCACCUAGAUCCAGAACCUAUCUCAACCGCACAGCAAAGAAUCCCACGACGACCGCUUGCCCCAUCGAUACCUCUAUCACCAACCAAACCAAGCUCGCCAUCAGGCACACCAUCCUCACCACAAAGUAUACACCCAGUCCACGGGGGGUUUCUGACACGUCAGCGGACUAUCGAGGAGUUGGACGCGCAAAAGGUGUUGGUAUUAGAGAUGUCACCAAUACACCAUCCACACAGGAUCCCUUCCAGCGACGAUGGAGAAGAAGUGGCGGAUGGAUUUCAAAUGCAGAAUCGCGCCCACUUGAAUGUAGGAGAAAGCUCGGCAAAUGCUAUGGUUGCCACUAGAUACCAGGCAGCGCAGGGGCAUGAUCCAUCUUUGGAAGAAGACACAGAGCUGGAAACGGUGGUCGACGGGUUUCAAAUGGGCUCGGCACAGAGAAGGACAAAGGAAGUGGAAUCGACAACCAAAUCCCAGAAGUCCCAAGACCAUGACGAACCUCUUGCGGAGUCAGACGUGGUAGCUGAUGGGUUUCAAAUGCAAUCUAAGCUGCCGAGUUAUGACGAGGCGGCCCCGGCGAGGACUGGGUUAGGGUACUUGAGGGAGAAGGACGACCAAGAUAAGAAAGCGAGGGGGAGGGCGAGAUCAUUUUGA